Molecule: messenger RNA, 462 nt
Organism: Blepharisma stoltei
Lineage: Eukaryota; Ciliophora; Heterotrichea; Heterotrichida; Blepharismidae
Source: the annotation of a GenBank genome assembly
AUGUCAACAACAGACGUGACUACUCAAGCUUUCUUUGGAUUCAUGGGAGUAUCAAGCGCUCUUGUCUUCGCUAACCUCGGUGCAGCCUACGGAACUGCCAAAAGUGGCGUUGGAAUUUCUUCAAUGGGUGUGAUUAAGCCCGAAUUGAUCAUGAAAUCAAUUAUCCCAGUUGUCAUGGCUGGUGUCUUAGGUAUUUACGGGCUUAUUGUCGCAGUCAUUUUAGUGCAAAAGAUCAAUGACAACGACUACUCAUUUUACGAUGGAUACAAACACCUGGCUUCAGGAUUAUGUUGUGGACUCAGCUCAUUGGCAGCAGGAAUGGCAAUUGGUAUUGUAGGAGACGCAGGAGUUCGAGCGAAUGCACAGCAGGACAAAAUCUUUGUAGGCAUGAUCUUGAUACUCAUCUUUGCAGAAGCGCUGGGACUCUACGGACUAAUUAUUGCGCUAAUCUUAUCUCAGUAA